This is a messenger RNA of Colletes gigas, 5528 nucleotides long. It is a transcript of the gene Tusp, whose product is annotated as tubby-related protein 4. Lineage: Eukaryota; Metazoa; Arthropoda; Insecta; Hymenoptera; Colletidae. The record is from RefSeq and is a predicted model, not a curated record. The transcript is spliced from 16 exons. The coding region runs from base 587 to 4567 and encodes 1326 amino acids. Gene Ontology annotation, molecular function: protein binding.
AGCUCACCCGAGGCUCGCUUCGCCAAGCGCGUGUCCUGCCGCGUCGCAGCCGUAUCAUCGCGAACCCGCUCGGGGGUGGUGGAGUUGUUAAGCUGCCGACAAAAUGGCGACCGCGAUACCAAACAAAUGACUCCGCGCGAAGAAAGCUGGCCCGCGAGCCUCGCGUGAUUUCGACCGGUCCGUGGGUGAUCGUCUGCUACUACCUCAUAGCCGAUACCAUUUCGCCGAAAGCACGAAAGCUCGAAUGCGUGGACGCGGUCCGCAUCUAGGACACUGGGUCGGCUCUAUCGUUUCGCGCUCGCGACGACGUGCAUUCGGGAAACACCGAGAGGGAACGGUCGUCGAGGGAUCGCGGCGCGGAUCGGCCGCCACGGCGAUCGAAUCGAUGCUCGCGUGAAGGAUUUCGGUGAGAAUUCGAUUAUCGACCAGCGAUCCUCGGGGCUCGGGAACGACUGGCGGACUAAUGGUAUUAGAGGGUCCCGCGCUGUGCCCGCUUCUUAGCUGAGUGACGAUCGCGGUUGGUCGCUGCCGGCUUCGAUGGCCUGACGAAUAACCCAGACGGCUGCCGCGAUCGAGUUACGCGACCAUGCAUUUGCAUUUCGAAAAGAACAACAAUGCCAAGUGCGACUGCAACAUCCUGUCGCUCAGCUGGAUGGGCAAGGUACCGGAUGAGUCGCCGGAGGACGAAGGAUGGAAACUAGACCGUACAAAUUACUAUCAGGAGGGAUGGUUGGCCACUGGUAACGCUCGUGGCCUUGUGGGGGUGACUUUUACUACGUCUCACUGCCGAACGAGGGCCACGGAACUUCCACUGAGAGCAAAUUACAACCUUCGGGGACAUCGCAGCGAGGUGAUACUCGUGAAGUGGAACGAGCCUUACCAGAAGUUGGCAUCGUGCGACAGUUCCGGCGUAAUUUUCGUGUGGAUCAAGUACGAAGGAAAAUGGAGCAUAGAACUGAUCAACGACAGAAGUACUCCAGUCACGCAUUUCUCUUGGUCGCACGACGGACGGAUGGCUCUCAUAUGCUACAGGGACGGUUUCGUACUGGUUGGCAGCGUUGCUGGUCAAAGGUACUGGUCAUCGAUGUUGAACGACAAGGCUACGAUCACCUGUGGUAUUUGGACACCAGACGAUCAGCAGGUAUAUUUCGGAACGACGGCAGGGCAAUUAAUAGUAAUGGAUGUUCAUGGAGCGAUGGUAUCGGAGGUACAAUUAGCAGCUGGUGUCACUUCGAUGGCUUGGAGCGCCGAAAAGUUUACGAUGGAAGAAGGAGAUGACGAUUUAUCGAACGAUAGAUCCCACAGAGACGACCGGAAUUACGUGCUAGCAGUCUGCCUCGCCGAUGGCAGUAUCGUCAUGCUGCGAUCAUUCGAUGACGUAUCGCCCAUAACGAUACGUACGAACCUAAAGGCGCCGUUGCACGCUGAAUGGAGUAAUUCCAGAAAAUUGUUAGCGAUCGCCGGUACGAAAGAUUCGGAUAGCCCUCAGAGCAGCCCCCACGAGUACACGAAUCUUCUAAAAUUUUAUUCAGUCACCGGUGCCCUUGUCUACACUACGGCGAUACCGUACACGCAAUGCGCGGUAUCGGCGCUCACGUGGGGCCACAACGACAGAAGACUUUUCGUGGCGACCGGAGCACGCGUCCACGCGGCGUGGGUGUCAAGGCGCGUAGGUUCGCUGCAGUUGUUAUCUCGCUUGGCUGUAAGAGCAGCUCUGACAAGGGAGUCCUGUGUUCAGCAACUUCCAUUGCCACCGAGAUUAAGAGCAUCCGUGGCCGCACUUUUUGCUAGUACAAUAAGAUGUUCAGUACCAGAACCAAGGGAACUGAGGCGUUUCGUGUCGCGUCCGCCCCCAGGAGGAGGAAGAUUACACUGCACUAUGCUCAGACACGCCGUGGAACCCGUUCCUUGUUACACAUUAUAUUUAGAAUAUUUAGGUGGGCUAGUGCCGCUUCUAAAGGGCAGAAGAACGAGCAAAAUCAGACCGGAGUUCGUAAUAUUCGAUCCCCAAAGCCAGGACACCCUCCAAGUUUACGAAGACACGUUGCAAUGUCCAUCGUUCAGCGAUGGAUCGGAUACGGAGAGGGACACAGCCGACUUGUGCGGAUCGCCUAGGAACAAAAGGAAAAACAGACGGAAACGAGAAGAGAAACUGAACGAGGAGAGCGACGACCUUACAUACGUAGACACGUUACCCGAGCACGCGAGGCUGGUCGAAGUAACGUCCAAUAUCUGGGGCACGAAAUUUAAGUUUCACGGGUUGGCGGAGUCGGUACCCGCUAACUUGGGUCAGGUUACUUAUCGAACGUCGCUGCUGCAUUUGCAACCGCGACAAAUGACCCUAGUGAUGACAGAGUUGCGUGACGACGUGCCAGCAGGUCCGGAUCCCACGUUCAAUCCGAAUCUGUUCUCCGAGGACGAGGAGGAAUCGUUCCAGGAACUACAAAGUGCCUCGCGAAGCACCUCCGAAGCCCAGCCCCCUCCGAUCGCACCGAUGACGCCCCGUAACGCGCGACUGAACUCCAAUCGUCCGAAAUCUCAAAUUUCCAAUCAAUUCAUGACCACCGAAGCCUUACCCACCACCCUGUCCAGGGUCGACAAUUACGAAAACGAGUUGCCCUACGUUGACCUGCAGGAAAUGGGGAAUUUGUACGAAAACUUGAGGACCACCUCCACGAACACCUAUCGAACACCGUCGAGGCUCAACCCGCCGAGGUGUUGCGACGUGCCAGCCCUUCAGUCGCCAAAAAACGCGGUCGCCCCCACGCAAACCAUAAUCGCGACCUCGAACACGGGAACGGAUUACUCCAACAAUAUUCAAAGGAUGAAAACCGUCCUGGCUGACCAACAGACCGGCAUGAUCACGAAGAAGGAGCUCGAGAACAAUAAGUUCAAUCAAAUUUCUCAGGACGACAAGACUGUAUUGACAACCUGUCCCUCGACCAUUAUCCCUAUGUCCAUACACAACGGCCAAACUUCGAACACGGAGGCUUCUAGCAGCCGCGGUUGUUCCCAAGGCUCUAUCGUGAACGGUCUGGAGAACAACAACGGUUGCCCUCAAUCUCAGGCGAUAUUCCUCAACGGGGUCCAGGGUAAAACUAAUCACGGCGUCAACCAAACGUCAUCGAUAAGCUCGUAUUCCCAUGGUCCGUACAACAAGAACGGCAUACACCUGGCUAGCAAUCAUUCGCCGGCGUGUUCUUAUCAGUUUCCAGAGAACAUCGAUCAAUGCGUGGGACAAUCUUGCUCGUACUGCACCUCGAGGAUCAAAGACUUUAAAUCGCACGAAUCGUGCGGGAAAACGAACGCCAGCUACUUCGGCGCGUGCGGUUCCGCUAGCAGAGCUGACGAAAUGCGUUUUAUCGACGACGAGGCUCACGGCGAAGCCGCGGCGUUGGAAUCGUCGCGAGGCGUUCACAGAACCCCAACUGUCGUUAGCAUCGGUCCCCUUUGCAUAAACGAUUCCAUAGUCAGAAGCUGCAGCGUCGGCUACUUGGACAUGGUCGACGCGCAAUUGGUCCCCUGCGACGUGGCAUUGAAGAUGCUUAGAAAGGAGGCACCUAACAAGAGACUGGUACUGGUUUCGAGGAAGACGAAAAGGAGAAAAAAGAAUAAGACUCAGCACGAGAUUGGCCAACAAACGUCCAAAUCGCCGAGGCUUCGCAACUGCGGAAAGUCCAAAAGUUUGGACUCCAGCGACAUAUUUCCCGCUACCGAGCAUAUAUCGUUGCCACCCCAGUUGCCGGAACACGUCGAAGAAGCAAUCGGUGCUACCAGUCUCGAAACGACCGAGAACAAGAGUAACGAAUCGCUGGAAGAGUCACCAGAAGCUGUAGAAGCAUCGGUUGAAUAUGGGAAGCACGUCUGUCGUCUGCCUGCCGUUAAACCGAGCCCGAUAGAAACCUGUACUUCACCCGUUAGACUAUCCAGUCCAAGCGGUUCGUUAGCGUCAUCCUUGGACGGUCUUGCAGCUCGACUCCGAGAUUUCGACGAAAGCCACUCUCUACCACCACCGUCGCCUCGACCAUCGUCCAGAACUUUUUUCAGAUUGCCUAGAAGUUCUCCCAGUAGUCCAGCACCGUCGAAGAAAGGCAAAAGACCGGCGUCGGCUUCGCCGAUUAGAAGAAGGCUACUAUCAAGUCCUUUACUGAGCAGAAAAACGCGAAAGAGCCGGGGUGAGAGUUCGGACGAGGAAGGGCUGCUUCAAGACGAAUCGUCGGGAAGCUACCGGGACCUCGAAACGUUCCAAAAGGCACAAUUACGCCAAAAGUUGAAGCAAAAGAGUGGAGGAGCAUCUGCUCACAAAUCGGAAGCAGUAAGGCGGGAACUUGUGAUGCAUAAUAAGGCGCCGAUGUGGAACGAAUCUAGCCAGGUGUAUCAGCUUGAUUUCGGCGGCAGAGUGACCCAAGAAAGCGCGAAGAACUUUCAGAUAGAAUUUAAAGGCCGACAGGUGAUGCAAUUCGGAAGAAUAGAUGGGAAUGCCUACACAUUGGAUUUCCAAUAUCCUUUCAGUGCUUUACAAGCCUUCGCCGUUGCCUUGGCUAAUGUUACACAACGGCUCAAGUAACUGUUAGUCGCUGAUACUUCAUUUGAUACAGAUUCGCGUGAAAUUUGUAAUACACGUACCAGAAACGCAACCCGGAACGUAUGCUGUAAUUAAAUCGAAAUAUUCGUCCAAAAAGAAAAAAAAAAAAGAAGAAAAACCUAGCAAGUCGUAGAGGAAUUAAAGCUGUAACAAUACGCUACACAUAGAAUUACAAUGAAUGAAAGACAUCUUUAAAUACAGCUUUUAAGCGUGUAAUAGAGCCGUAUGUCUUUCGAUUAUUAAAACUAGUGACGGGCUAGAAAUAAGUUCUUUAAGUAAACAAGCGAGCAUCAACCAGCCAUCGCCACGAUAGAGAGGGAUUUUUGCACCGAAAUCUCGAGCCGAAUGCAUAUGGCCUUGUGUGUAGCACGAAAACGAAAACACAAACCCUUCUUAAGGCCUUACGCGAGCCUCUCGAACGAACGCCUUCAAGCUAAAGUAAACUCGACAUACACUAAUUUCACUUCGCGGAUCUUACAAGUAGAGAGUUAGUAGUGGGAGUCGCUAAUUUCGAUAAAAUAGGUACUACAUGCUAGACUUACACCUACGAAAAUAACAGAUUAAUAUUAGUCGAAUAUGUCUAUGAACUUUUAAAAAAUCAGAGGUUAAAAGUUCACCAACAAUAUUGUACUUACGAUUUUCGUAGGUACAGUUCUACUCGUCCCAUAUCAAUUUUAUCGAAAUCAGCCGUUUGACACUACUAAUCCUCCCCUUGUUAGCGUGGACAGUUGCAAAGGGACUUGAAUUCGAGCGGGACACAAUGGAUUUUGUUGUAAAGGAACCGUAGUGAAUAAGAUUUCGUUGAAUGCUUCUUCGCCGUACCGUCCAAAAUAUUUCGUUUCUCCCAACUCUUCGAGUGCUCAUUUUUGUAUAGUUUAUGCGACACGUUGAAGUCUAGUAAUGCUGUUGAAAGUUCACCUCGUUCAUUUUUGCGGUCCGCCGG